Molecule: messenger RNA, 1932 nt
Organism: Plasmodium gaboni
Lineage: Eukaryota; Apicomplexa; Aconoidasida; Haemosporida; Plasmodiidae
Product: putative RNA methyltransferase
Exons: 1
Coding region: 1-1932 (643 amino acids)
Biological process (GO): maturation of LSU-rRNA; rRNA base methylation
Cellular component (GO): nucleolus
Molecular function (GO): rRNA (cytosine-C5-)-methyltransferase activity; RNA binding
Source: RefSeq, a predicted model, not a curated record
AUGUCAAACGCUGAGGCAUUGAAUGAUAAGAAAAAUGAAGAAAAUGAAUAUAAGGAAAAAACGCUUAACCUAUUUGACAAUGAUAAUUUUGUAUUAAAUAAUUCUGAUGAAGAUGAAUAUACAUCAAAUAGUUAUGAUGAUAAUGAAGAAGGAGAUGAAGAUGAAGACGAAGUAGACAACGAUGAGGAAGAUAUAGAAGAUGCUCCUUCGAGUGAUAAUAUGAGUUAUGAUGAUUUGGCUAGUCAAAAUGACGAGGAUAAAUAUAAUGAUGAAGGAACAUAUAAUGAUGAUGGAACAUAUAAUGAAGAUGAGAAUUAUAAUGAAGAAAAUAAAUAUAAUGAUGAGGAAGGUAGUGAUGAAGGUCAUAUGAAAAAAAUAGAUGGAAAAUUACUUGGAUUAACAAAAAGAAUGAAGAAAAUAUAUAUAAAUAAAAAAGAAAAUAUAUAUCAUAAUCAAAUUGGCAUAUACAAAAAUGAAAAGCUCAUGAAAAAUGAAGAUAUUGAAGAUAGGAUGAAAUAUUUAAUAAUAUUAUUAAAUGAUACAAAAAAAAAUAAUAUUAAAAUAGAACGAUCCAUAAUUAUUAAGGAGUUACUUUUUUAUUAUACAUAUUAUUAUGAAUAUUCAAAAGAAAUGAUUAAAUAUUUAUAUUAUAUAUUUGAUAUAAAAGAAUUAUAUUUAUUUCUUGAAAUAAAUAACAUGCCUAAAGAAAUACAUUUAAGAACAAAUACUUUAAAAAUAACAAGAAAUAAUCUUAUAAAAAUAUUGAAAAAUCAAAAUGUAUCAGUGCAAGAAGGAGAAUCUUGGAAUAACGUAGGAAUAAUUAUAAAAGAUGUUAAUACUAAUGUCGGGUCAUUAAAUGAAUAUCUUUAUGGUUAUUAUAUCAUACAAUCAUCUUCAUCACUUAUUCCAGUUCUUGAAUUAGAUAUACAAGAAAAUGAUAUGGUCUUAGAUAUGUGUGCAGCUCCUGGUGGCAAAUGCACUUAUAUGUGUACUCUCAAAAAAAAUAAAGGAGUUGUUUAUGCAAAUGAUAUAAAUAAAUUAAGAUGUAAAGCUAUAGAAGCUCAAGCUUCAAGAAUGGGAAUAAAUAAUUUAAUUGUCACUUGUAUAGAUGCUUUAAAAAUUCAAAAACAUUUAUCAUUUCAAUUUGAUAAGAUUUUAUUAGAUGCACCAUGUAGUGGUACAGGUGUUGUUAAUAAAAAUAAAGCUGCCAGAAGAAAAACUAUAAAAGAAAUAAGAGAUCUUGCUCAAAAACAAAAAAUUCUUUUAAAUAAUGCAAUCAAUCUUUUAAAAAAUGGAGGUAUUCUUGUUUAUUCAACAUGUAGUAUAAGUGUAGAAGAAAAUGAACAAGUCAUAAAUCAUAUACUCAAAAAAAGAGAUGUGAAUUUAUUACCAACAAAUAUUAAUAUAGGUGAUCCUGGAAUUACACAAUAUAGAAAAAAACAAUUUUCAAGUAAAAUAUCAUUAUGUAAAAGAAUUUAUCUACAUAAACAUAAUCAUGAUAACUUCUUUAUAGCUAAACUAAUCAAACGAUCCGACGCCCUAUUUACUAAUACAAACAAUAAUCAAAAUAAAAAAAAAAAUAAAAAAAAUAAACACAAAAAAAAACUAAAUGAAAAUCUAACAAACCAAAAAAAAUUUGAACAUAACAAAAAUGAAAUCAACAAAAAUAAUAAAUUCAAAAAUAAAAAUAAAAGCAAAAACAAAAAGGAAAACAAAAAGGAAAACAAAAAGGAAAAGGAAAAGAAAGGAAAUAUUAAAAAACAUAAAAAUCAAAAGGAACAACAAACCUUAAAUGUUACCAAGAAAAGUGAAAAUUUUAAAGUAAAAAAUAAAAAAAUAAAUAAAAAAAAUAAGAAAGAUAAGGAAGGAAAGAAGGAAAAGAAAAAUAAAAAAAAUAAGAAAGAUAAGAAGAAUAUAAAAAAUAAAGUAUAA